Messenger RNA from Aspergillus versicolor CBS 583.65, 891 nucleotides. RefSeq lists its product as uncharacterized. Bases 120 to 740 code for a protein of 206 amino acids. The record is from RefSeq and is a predicted model, not a curated record. The transcript has a single exon. NCBI's taxonomy places the organism in Eukaryota, Fungi, Ascomycota, Eurotiomycetes, Eurotiales, Aspergillaceae.
CUUCGCUGAGUCGCUACUUCGUAUUCUCAGCCGGUGAGUCACUCGAGGGCCUGCGUACUCUCUCACUCUGCUCCCAGUUACGAGUCGCUUGUCAGAAUACUUGUACUGAUCGAGUCGCGAUGGUCUGCACUCUCGUCCCAAUAAACCUCUCCGAUCCCUCCGAGGCGGAGGAGCUCGAGCACCAGCGUACCGUCUGCGGCUGGGACAACACACCAGAGAAGUUCGCGCUCUGGCGCGCCCAACAAGAGGCCGGCCUCAAGUCCUUUUUCUGGAUCACCAAAUCAACAAAUCCCUCCAAUAAUUCUACGGGCGAACCAGAAACACCAAUCCGCGCCGGUCACAUCUCACUCGACGCCUACGCCGAGCCCGCAGACUGGGAGCUCGCCAACGAAGAGAAGACGAACCUGCAUAUUCAGACGUUCUUUAUCUUGCCUGAACAUCGCUCCGGUGGGCUUGGUGGUGCUGCGAUGCGACAGAUCGAGGCUCUGGCGCCGCGAGGGCCGUUUGGGAGUGAGAAUUGUGAAUAUAUCACGCUGAACUGUAUGAGCAAGAAGCAUUAUUAUGAUGAGGUCCUGGGGCCUAUUUGUCGCAAGGUGAUGCCUAUUUGCAACCAGGAGUGGUACGAAAAGCAGGGGUAUGUGGCUUGGAAGGAAGAGCCGCGGUAUAAAGAGGUGUUGAUGGAUGGGAGGACGCUUGUUUUCAAUGCAGCCUUUAUGAGGAAGAGGGUGAAUCGGAGUUGAACCAGCUAGAUUGUAGAUAUCAUGUGUCUCAGUCAAUUCAUAGGCAAUUGCCUUGAUCCUUCAACGACUUGCAGCCUCAUGCACUGGGAUAAUCUGAUUCUCCGCACUGGAGCCGAGCAGUCUUUGCUUGCCGAGCUACACCAGAAUCCAC